AUGAUCGGUAUCCUCUUAUCUCUCCUUCCUAUUCUAACUGUAUCAUUCAUCAGGCGGGCCCAGGAGUCUGCUACGAUGUGGGAUGAGUACUGUCAGUAUCUCAAUGGUCCCGCCAGUGCCUGCGCCGGGUCGAGUUGCACCCAGGGUGGGCAGGCUUGUGGUGAUGGACCUCCCUUGACGACUACUGUUGGUCCUGAGGUCGGUGACGCUGAUGAAGUCCGAAGGGCUUGUGACAGUUACUGUCAAGUUUUGAACGGUGCCGCUUCCUUUUGUAAAUGGUGGUUCGAGUCUCCUGUCUGCCAGUACGGUGAUCAUCCCUGUGGUACCAUGGAGAUCUGUGGUGCUCCUCCCCAGUUUGAUCGGCCCGUUGGUGAUUAUUCAUCUGAGUGGCACGAUUACUGUAAGGCGUUGAAUGGUCCUAGUAGUCGUUGUGAUGGUACUUGUACUAGUGGCGGUCAGCCCUGUGGCUCUGGUCAGAUCCCCUCUCUCGAGGUCACUACUGUGGCUCCACCUGUUGUUACUACUGUAAUGUCUCCCCGAGCUCCUGAUGUUAUCCCUGGGAGUAAAGUCAUCGUUGGAUGUGAUGACUAUUGCAAAAGACUAAACGGCGAGACCUCAUUCUGCAAGUGGUGGUUUAUGGAUCCGGUGUGCCAGUUUGGUGAUCAGCCUUGUGCCGAUGCACAAACCUGUAACUCCGAGGGUGUUCCUAUGGCUGCCCAAGUCGACCCUGUUCCUCCAGUGGACACCAUCUCUUCUAUCGACACCAUGCUUCCUGUUGAAACUCUCCCACCGGUUGACACCAUACCCCCAGUCGACACUGUCCCUCCUGUUGAUACUCUCCCUCCCGUUGAGUACGUUCCCCCAUUCGAUGACGUGCCGUUGGUUGACGCUGUGCCUCCUGUGGACAACUCGGAUGGGUCGUCAGACCCGACAGCUCCAGGCGAUGCUGUACAGCAGACUUGUGAUGUAUUCUGCGCUCAACUCAAUGGAGAGAACUCCUUCUGCAAAAUGUGGCACACCAAUCCUGUAUGCCAACACGGUAAUCAACCUUGUGGUACUCUGGACCUUUGCGGUGAGCCUGUGAAUGGUGUCAGUGUUGACGUGAGUCGAGCCCCUGCUGUCUUACCCAGUGGAGAUGGUCAACAUUAUGCCGAGUGUGACAAGAUGUGCCAGAGCCUGAACGAUGCCACUUCUUACUGCAAAUGGUGGAUGAAUACUCCUGUCUGUCAACACGGUGAUCAGCCUUGUGGUGAUGCCUCCGUUUGCCAGUCCGAGACGUGGCCUUCUCCCCCGGCCCCUCAACUGCCCCCUGGUGCCCAUUCCGAGGCGUCUGCUGAGUGUGACACUAUGUGUAAGGAGUUGAAUGAUGAUAGUUCUUACUGCAAAUGGUGGAGAUCAGUGCCGGUGUGUCACGGCGGAGAUCAGCCCUGUGGCCCUGGUAGCUGCAAUGGAGUCGCUGUGGUAUCGACUCGGCUACCAUACUCGAUGCCAACUGAGGUUGUCGUCAUUACUACUCAAGCUCCUCCUCCUCCGCCUCCGAGAGCUGUCACUGAUGCCCCUGUCGUACCUGUUGCUUCUGGAGCCCAUUCGAUGCCUAAUGCUAAAUGCGAUGCAUACUGCAGUGAGUUGAACGGUCCUGGGUCCUACUGUAAAUGGUGGAAGGAUAUCCCCGUUUGCAAAGGAGGUGAUCAGCCUUGUGGCGCAGAGGUCUGCGAUGAUCCAACCACUCGUUGA
This is a messenger RNA of Perkinsus marinus ATCC 50983, 1734 nucleotides long. RefSeq lists its product as hypothetical. NCBI's taxonomy places the organism in Eukaryota, Perkinsozoa, Perkinsida, Perkinsidae. The transcript has a single exon. The record is from RefSeq and is a predicted model, not a curated record. Bases 1 to 1734 code for a protein of 577 amino acids.